GAAGUUGCUUCUCUGUUCGAAAGAGGCUGUGGCGGCAAAAACGCAACUGUAGUUCACAACUAAUGGCUUCAAAUUUUUAAAGGCUAUUCUUAACUAAGGAUAAUGCUAUCCUUGCGCUUCGGUAUUCCAACCGUGAGUACUUUGGCUUCUCCCAAGCCUAAACCAAAGCCUGGUUUAGUUCCAACCGCUGGGAACCAAACAGACCUGCUGUUUCCUUCUCGGUUUUCUCUUCCCCAACGAUAUGAUUAUAAGCUGCGAGCAGCUACCACGGAUGUAGUGGAUGGGAGGCUUUUUGAGGUGGGAGAUAAGUUCACUGUAGAGGAGGAGGAGCCGCUGCCUGAGGGGCUGAGGAGUGAUUUGAUUCCAAGGCACGUGGCAGUGAUCAUGGAUGGGAACGGUCGGUGGGCUCGUCAACGGGGAUUACCGACUUCGGCUGGGCACGAAGCCGGUGUAAAAUCGCUGAGGGAGCUCGUCGAGCUGUGUUGUCGUUGGGGGAUUCAGGUUCUCACUGUCUUCGCCUUCUCUUCUGAGAACUGGGUUCGGCCUAAGGUGGAGGUUGAUUUCUUGCUGAGUUUGUUUGAGAGAGCAUUGAAGUCAGAGCUGGAGUCUUUUUCUAGGGCAGGCAUUCGAAUAUCUGUGAUCGGGGAUUCAUCAAAGCUUCCCACAUCACUGCAGAAUAUGAUCAAUGAGGUUGAGGAGGAAACAAAAGAAAACUCCAGGCUCCAACUCAUUGUUGCAGUUAGUUACAGUGGGAAAUAUGAUGUUGUACAAGCAUGCAGAAGCAUUGCUAAGAAAGCAAAAGAUGGGCAAAUUCAACUGGAAGACAUCGAUGAAGGCCUAAUUGAACAAGAAUUGGAAACCAACUGUACAGAGUUUCCAAACCCGGAUUUGUUCAUCAGAACCAGUGGAGAACUUAGAGUCAGCAACUUUUUAUUGUGGCAGUUGGCAUACACGGAGCUCUUCUUUGCACAAGAACUCUGGCCUGAUUUUGGAAAGGAUGAGUUUGUAGAUGCUUUAACUUCAUAUCAGCAGAGGCAGCGACGCUAUGGUGGAAGACAUUCAUGAGCUAUAGUCAGCUCAAAACAGCAACUGAUAACAAAGUGUUUAUGGCCUUAACUUCAUUUGGGAGCUGAGGACUAAAUUCAUCAGCAAUCGCUAAUUAAAAAUAAAGUUUUACUAUAUAUAUGCAGGAUAUAGUCAUACCAAUAUGUAAAUCUCCGAUCUAUGGUAUAAAUCAAGCUAGCUGCUGCUCUUCAGAUCUAAGAGACAUGCAUAUUUGGUCCAUUGAGCGCCUCGAAAAUCAAGAUGAUCAAGAUACUGUAUGUAUAAGCUGAUGUCCGAACAUGGCUUCUCUCUAGUUCGCAAUCCCUAGCCAUACGUUGUCUAUAUAAUUAUAAAGCAUUCCUGAAAUAGAUGAGGUGAUUUACGUAUUGAGAUCAUUUUUCUAACAUUUAUGUUUCAUAUGCUCGUCUGAUUAGUGCUAUUUGUUCAAUUAUCCAGGUUUAACAUAAUUGGUAAGAGAAAAUUUUCCAACCCGCAAGUUCAAUGUACGGCUUAUCUUCUUCAUUUCUAGCCAACCAUACGUUGAGGUUACCAUCUAUAUUUCAUGUUUUUCCUCUAAAACUCAAUCCUGACAGAAUUUUUAGUUUCUGGAUUUUCUUUUUGGUAAUAGAGUUUAGUCUGCCAGUAAAAAUACUAAGACGUUGAAA
Messenger RNA from Durio zibethinus, 1709 nucleotides. RefSeq names its product dehydrodolichyl diphosphate synthase 2-like. Gene Ontology annotation, biological process: plastid membrane organization; polyprenol biosynthetic process; response to cold. Gene Ontology annotation, cellular component: chloroplast stroma. The record is from RefSeq and is a predicted model, not a curated record. Lineage: Eukaryota; Viridiplantae; Streptophyta; Magnoliopsida; Malvales; Malvaceae. Gene Ontology annotation, molecular function: ditrans,polycis-polyprenyl diphosphate synthase [(2E,6E)-farnesyl diphosphate specific] activity.